Molecule: messenger RNA, 6891 nt
Organism: Quercus lobata
Lineage: Eukaryota; Viridiplantae; Streptophyta; Magnoliopsida; Fagales; Fagaceae
Product: Urb2/Npa2 family protein
Exons: 10
Coding region: 80-6481 (2133 amino acids)
Biological process (GO): ribosome biogenesis
Cellular component (GO): nucleolus
Source: RefSeq, a predicted model, not a curated record
AAAACCCUACCCCAAAACCCUUUUUUCCUCCAAAAGCAAAAAUCUCAGUCAGACUCUUCCAAGCUCGAAAUUUUCAACAAUGGCUGAUUCGGAAGCGAAACCCAAAGAGACACACACGAUGAAUAAGAAGAAGAAGAAUAAGAGAAAGCUAAGUAGCCUCGAAGAAGGGGCCGAAAGACCUACCAAAACGCACCGUGUUGAACAGUUUGACAAACACUGCGAACAAAUAGAGGUGGAGCAGCUUGCUGAAGAGUUGGGACAGAGAGAGCUCGAAGAAGAAUCUCCAUGGAGGAACCUUCGGCUGAUUCUGUCGAUUCAGAACAAACAGCUCGAGCUUCACAAGAAGGUGGAAUUAGCCUUCCAUUUUGUGAAGAUGAGGGUCACAGAAGAAGGCAACAGUGCUGAUCAAGAUUAUGAAACUGUGAAGUUAUCCCGCUUGAUAGUCUUCCUUAAUGAUUGGGUCCAGUCAUUGUUGAUACCUUCAGAGAAAAAAUUGAAAGGUGUUGUUCAAAAACCUGAGGGUGAAGUUAUUGAGACAUGGUUAGAUAGUAGGUGUUGGGAGAUUUUCAAAUUUUGCUUGGAGGAAUCAUUGAGACUGCAAGUUUCUUUAAAUUUCUCACGGAACCUUUUACGGUCUAUUUUUGUAAUUGCAAAAAAUGCAGUAUCUUUAGUGAACAACACAUUGUUGAGUUCACAAGAGUCGUAUUUUAUUGGUGAAGGCUUUAAACUGCACAGUAUUGUGCUUGAUUGUAUCUCGUUAGUCUUCUCAUCCCAUGGUGGCUUGUCGAAUGAAAAUUUAGACUUGUGGAUGUCAACUGUUGAUGCAGUGCUUGAGCUUGUCCACAAAGUUUACGUAAAGAACCUUGAUAGUGGCAAUAUGGGUGUUUUUGCCAUGCGGUUUUCAUGCUUGGUGCUUGAACCAUUUGCCAUGUUUUUGAGGGUCCACCCAACUCGGAAAACGGGAUUUCAUGAUUUCAUUGAUAAACUUCUUGAGCCACUGAUGCAUUUGCUGAGUGUCUUGCAUCUUCAAAGUGGUGGAAGUAAUUCUCAUUGGACAGAAAACUUACUGAAGCUAGUUGAAGAAGUUUUGUUUAAUGGGUUGUUUCAUCCUAUCCACAUUGAUGGAUUUCUGAGCUUACGUGGUACAGAGAAGUAUGCAACAACCAUUGAUGGGGAAUCCAAAAACUCAAAAACUGUUAUUAAGAGUUAUCACAGACACUUAUUUGACAAACUGGAAAGAACCCUAACCGAAAAGAAGGUAUUGGCAAUGGGAGGCAUUGGAGAACUAUUCCGCUUGCUUGUUCAUAGAGUGAAAAAGUUAAAAGGAGUUUCAGUGCUUUCUGCUGAUACAAAGAUGAUAGGGAAAGGAGGAGCUUCAAGGAAUUUGGAGGAUAACUCAUUGGGUCAUACAUCUAAAUUGUAUUCUGGCAGUAGUAAUGUACAUCUAGACAAGAGUUAUAGUUCAAGUGGUUUCAAUGCAGACACACGAAAGUCGCUUUUUGAUUUUUUUGUACAGAUUAUGGAGCCUCUUUUGCUCAAUAUUAAUGCUUAUCUUCAAGCUAAACCGGAAGUGAGACCUGAGUUGUUGGAGGUUCAUGGCACACUCAAAUCUAUUAAUAAUUUACUUGCCAGCUUUAUGGAUGAAAAGGUUUAUUUAAGAACAGAGGACAACUCUGAAGGAGCUUGCUUUAAUUUCUUGAAGAAGGUUUAUGAUACUGUUAUUUCAUUUUCCACCAAUUUACUCUGGUUGUCAAAAUAUGAUCUAGAAAACCAGAAGCACAUUGGCACGUUAACUUUAUUAGCCAAUGAGGUAUUUGUUGCUGUAGGUUAUCUUCUGGAGAUUGAAUAUGAGAUUAUAGGGAAUGACUUGGUAAGCUUGUGGCUUAUGAUGUUUUCGUACUCAACUAUUGGCCUCUCUUUGGUGGAUGUGUUAGAUCAAAGCUCAUUAUCUUCCAAAAUAGAAGCCUUUGGAUGCCAACUGAUUAAUCUCUAUAGCCAGCUUCGCCAGGUGAAUAAUACUAUCUUUGCACUGUGUAAAGCAAUAAGGCUUGUAAUAUCACAUGAUGAUGGUGGUGAAAUAAAUUAUACCAGAUUUAUGGCUGCUUUACCUUCUGAAGCUUAUGCAAAAUCAGUGGGAAAUCUAUUAUCCUCCCAAGACUUUAAGUUUGCUGUUUGUAAUGCCAUUAAAUCUAUACCAGAAGGGCAAGCAAGUGGAUGUAUUAGGCAGUUAACAGAAGAUAUAUCAGAAUCUCUGGAAUGGAUGAAAGUUAAUUGUUCAGUGGCUGAGGGAAAUGAAAUUGGCAAUUUGGAGGUAAGUAGUCUGAAAUGUUUUGAUCAGCAAGCAGAACUGUUGGGAAGAGGAUUGUCUGAAUUGUAUACACUAGUGCUAGAUUCAGUGACUGUCACAAUUGGUAACAGUAACCUUCUUGGAGUUUCUGUCAAGGACCUGAUGACACUACUAUGUCCUUGCAUGAAUAGCCUAGUUGGAGUACAGCCGCUUACUGUCAACAAGUUUCUUUGUUCUGUCACAGGAAGAAAUUUUGAUGCCGGGAAUAAAGAUGAUUUGCUGAAAUUUGGAUUUUCCAGUUAUUGGGUCUUUGUGUUCUUCUUUCGCUUGUACAUGUUUUGCAGAAGCUUAUAUAGGCAAGCAAUCAGCCUUAUGCCUCCAGAUUUAUCAAGAAGGAUGUUAGAAGUGAUGGGCGAUUCAUCCACAGCAUACUCUGGAAAGGAUUGGAUGGAGAGGACUGAUUGGGAUGAUGGGGGCUACUUUUCUUGGAUUCACCAACCUUCAACUUCUCUUCUUGUUGUUAUACAAUCAGUUUCAAAUAUUUAUCUCCAGGAUAGCUCUGAAGAUUGCUGUCCUUUAAUUUAUGUAUUAAAUGCUAUGGCUCUUCAGAGGCUUGUUGAUUUGAACAGGCAGAUAAAUUCACUUGAGUACUUGCUGCAGAGUAAUGACAAUCUGGUGCAAAAAAUGUUGCUUGAUGAUGCUAGCUUGUCACUGUAUCGUAAAAGAAGUAGAAAGUGGGCAAGGUGCAUCUCUGUUUUGAGGCAAGAGGUGGCAGGUCUAACUGAUUACAUGAUGGGACAUCUACGGUUAGUGGCUGAAGGUCAACAGUCAAUCUCCUCUGAUGAUGCAACUUGUGUGGACACAUCUGCCCAAGCUCUUCUUGAAACUGAAGAAUGGGAUUUUAGUAUUUGUUCCAUGAACAAGAAGUCAUUGCCCACUGCUAUUUGGUGGAUCCUUUGCCAAAAUAUUGAUAUUUGGUGCAGUCAUACUGCUAAAAAGAAGUUGAAAUUGUUCCUCUCACUUUUAAUCCAUACUUUCAUUCCCUCUUCAACAAGCAGCUUUGUGAGGAUUGGAAAACAGCACAUUAAUGAACCCAGCCAGCUGAAGAAAGUCACCAUGCAUCAAAUCUCAUCAGAACUUCUAAGUGACUCAAUCUUGUAUGAACAAAAAUUUGUCCGCAGGUAUUUGGCAUCAAGGUUUUGCCGUGUAUUGGAGAAAUCAGUAUUACCGUUAUUUAAAGAUUUUCCAUCUGGCAAUGUUGAAUUGAAGUCAUCACCUCAUUGGCCAGAGGUUCUUGGUGCACUUGAGAAGUCAUCAGUAAAAGUUUCCGGGAGUGAACUUGUUACUUGUGAUUGUUUUUCAGAUUCAAAAUCGAUUGCUCAUUCAUCUGAGAAGCUGCGUACUGAGAUUUGCACUGAACAAAAAGCUUUACCCUUCACCGGCUUUAAUUUUACAUCUUGUCAUAGUUUACUUAAUCUUUUGUGUUGGAUGCCGAAGGGGUAUUUAAAUUCAAGAUCAUUCUCAGUUUAUGCCACAUAUAUACUCAACCUUGAAAGGGUGGUUGUUGGUAGCUUAUUGGAAUGUCAGGGUACAUUCUACUCACACAGGCAUCAUGACCUUUUCAGACUGUUUGUUUCUUGCCGGAAGGCCUUGAAAUAUAUAAUUAUGGCAGCUUGUGAGAAGAAGACAGAAGCUAGUCAAUCCUCAUUUGCUCCAAUACUCCUUGAAGAUUCAUUUUCUGCUUUGUGGCUUUUCAAGUCAGUAUCUCUGGUGGGUGAGCUUCAACAGGCAGUGUCAAAAGAUAUUGCGUCUCAAGUUAAAGAUUUGAUAUUUUCAUUGAUGGAUCACACAUCAUAUGUCUUCUUGACAUUAAGCAAAUAUCAAAUUAGUCAUGCUGUUCACUUCUUUCUCAAUGCCAAGAGGCCUUGUAAGGAGCAACCGUUUUCUGGCAAUGUCAACGAGCAGUGUAACUUAAUUGAAUCUAAUCCUUGUUUGGAUUCCUCCAACUGUAUUGAGGCCUGGAAUGAUGCAUUCCUUGUUGUCAAGAUGUUGAAGGAACAGGCACAAAGCCUUGUUAACUAUCUGAAAGAUAACCUUUGUACUGAAAAAGAGUUUCUUGGUGUUGAUGUUGUAAAUUUGAAUAAAUUUUCCUCUAUAGUUUCCUGCUUUAGUGGGUUUUUAUGGGGUCUAGCUUCUGCAAUUAAUGAUGAAGAUGCAAGAUUUCAUGACAAUAAAGCAAAAUCAUUAGGGUGGACACGUGAACAUGUCUUGGAACUCAACCUUUGUAUAAGUGUGUUUGAAGAUUUCAUCAAUCUUUUCUUACGUAUGUUCCUCAUUGAGGUUGAUCAACAGCCCAGAAGUUACUGUGAUGCACUAAAUCUUAAAAAGUCAGAGUAUGGCCCAGAUUUUUUGGAUGCAGAGGAGCGUCCACUGAAUGGCUCUGCCCAGGCUGAAAGUUCAAGUGGUAGACAGCAGCAAAAAUCUGGAGCUGCAAUGGCUUGCUCAUUGUCAUCUGUCAUUGAUGACAACUCUCGAAAAGCUAGUGUUAGAAGGUUCCAGUUGAAAGAUGCCAGCUUUGCUGCCAGUAUUAUGACUAAGGUGGAUUCAUUUGAUCUUCAAGUUAUAAAUAAGCCUUUGUUGCGAUGCUUGCUGAAAGGUGAUUAUCCUGAAGUAGCAUUCUCACUCAGGCAGCUAUUAAUUGCUUCUUCAGCUAUAUUGAGGAUAAAAUUGCAGAUAAAUAAGAUUUCCUCAUUGUCAAGCUUGGUGCCCUGUCUUGCUGGCAUUUCACAAGUCUUGUUAUUGGAAUUAGUGGGUAUGGUCGACAUUCCAAACACAUUUUCUUUUGUUUGGUUGGAUGGUGUUCUAAAGUAUCUGGAAGAGUUGGGAAAUCAUUUCCCUUCAGAUAAUCCUACCUUAUAUGGAAAUGUGUAUGCCAGGAUGAUAGAGUUACACUUAAGGGCUAUGGGAAAAUGCAUAACUUUGCAAGGAAAAAGAGCCACUCUAGCAUCUCAUGAGACAGAGUCAAGUACUAAGACACUCCAUGGUCAUAUAGGAUUCUCUGAAGCAUCUCAUCUUGGGCCACACUGCUUGGAUGAAUUUAAAGCAAGGUUGAGAAUUUCAUUUAAAAUGUUCAUAAAGAAACCAUCAAGACUGCAUCUCUUAACUGUGAUACAGACUAUAGAGAAAGCACUAGUUGGAGUCCGGGAAGGAUGCAUGUCAAUCUAUGACAUAACUACUGGAAAUGUAGCUGGUGGAAAGAUUUCCUCAAUAGUUGCAGCUGGAAUUGAUUGCUUUGAUUUGGUUAUUGAAUUUGUUUCAGGACGCAAACAUUUGGAUGUGGUGAAAGAACACAUUCAGAGCAUACUUGCGGGUUUGUUCAACAUUAUUCUGCACUUGCAGAAUCCUUUAAUAUUCCAGAGAUUUAUGCAUGAUAAAGGCAACACUAAUCCAGAUUCAGGAUCUGUCAUUCUUAUGUGCAUUGAAGUACUCAUAAGAAUUUUUGGGAAGCAUGCUCUUUUCCAAAUGAAAGCCUGGCAUGUAGCUCAGUCUUUACGUAUACCUGCUGCACUUUUUCAAGAUUUCCAUCAGAUUAAACUUUCUGAAGCUUCCAUUUCAUCUCAUUCUUCCUUGAUAUUGGAUAAUGAAAUCUCUGAUCGACUAGCAAGCAAGGAUUUAAGUGUUGUAGAUCGGCACUUCUCAAUUGACCUAUUUGCUGCAUGUUGUAGAUUAUUGUAUACCGUUCUUAAGCAUCACAAGAGUGAGUGCGAGCGGUGUAUUUCUCUACUCGAAGCCUCUGUUUCUGUUCUCCUUCAUUGUUUGGAGACUGUGGAUACCGAUUCAAUUGUCAGAAAAGGAUAUUUUUCGUGGGAAUUAGAAGAGGGAGUAAAAUGCGGUUGUUUUCUUCGAAGGAUUUAUGAAGAGUUAAGACAGCAAAAAGAGUCCGUUGGCCGCCAUUGUUCUCAGUUUUUGGCAAACUACAUAUAUGUUUAUUCAGGCUAUGGCCCCCUUAAAACUGGCAUCAAAAGGGAAAUAGAUGAAGCUCUCAGACCAGGUAUAUACGCUUUGAUAGAUGCCUGCUCAGCAGAUGAUCUUCAGUAUCUUCAUACAGUAUUUGGAGAGGGUCCUUGCAGAAACACACUAGCAACUUUACGACACGACUACAAACUGAAUUUCCAGUAUGAAGGAAAAGUCUGAUCUACUUCUCUUUUGCUCUGGCUAAAUAUGUUGGCUCAAAUUUACACAAAUUAUUUUACAUUAUGAAUACUGGUUUACAAUUUUACCUUUGUGCUAUGGAGAAGAAAAAAAAUGUGAAAGAAGCAUAGCUAACCCUAACUAGUCUGUUGAGGAUCUAUAGAUGAUCCCAAAAUGUUGGGACUAAAGUUUGGUGGUGGUUGUUGUAGCUUCCUCAUGGAAGUCCAAAAUUACACAGGUUGUAGGUUUUUAUAUUGUUGCAAUUUUUUGGGGUUUUUAAUGUCGUUUGAAGUGUACAUAUGAGAGAAUUACUGAGUUACCUUGUUUCUGUUGUAACCUUUCAAGUAUAAAUGGCUUCAGUAGUGUUGUAAAGUGCAUUCUUCUUUUAUAAAAAUAUCAAUUUUUUGUUAGUA